Messenger RNA from Thelazia callipaeda (thelaziosis nematode), 2757 nucleotides. The record is from the annotation of a GenBank genome assembly. Lineage: Eukaryota; Metazoa; Nematoda; Chromadorea; Rhabditida; Thelaziidae.
AUGCCAAAUUCAAAAGAGUCGACUAAUGAACUGGCGUUUGAUGGUGCUUUCAAAAAAGCAUCGCUACUUCGAGACUUUCUCAAAAAAAUUCGCAACAUGGAAGACACUGAAGACAUGGAUGAAUGCGUGGAAAAAUUUUGCCAAGAUUUUCGCCAGGAUGAAAUUGAUAUUGAUGCCUUAUUAGAAGAAGAAAAACUGUGCCUUUGGUACUUCACAGGUCAGCCAGAAACGCAUAAAACUGCAAACCGAUGUCUUUUGUUUUUUGUAAAAUGCAGCUUAAAAAUGAUAUCGGAAGAUGCCGCUAUUCCUCCUUUUUUUACAGUUCUUCUUCAGCAUAUCAAGAAUAUACAAUUUGCGGUUUAUGAUGCAUCGCGAUAUCGAUGCUGUCUGCUGAUAACACUACUUUUAAAAGAAACUGAAGAAAUAGAGUCGGAAUUCGAACCCACAGAAUGUGGAGAAGAAAGAAUUUUGACAACGAAUGUUUUAAAGUGUUUGACCAAAAUUUUGAAAAAUAGGAUAUAUGAUAAGAGUCCAGCUGUGAGAGCUGAAGUACUUCGUUCUUUGUCUGUAUUGAAUAGAAUCAGUGAAAAUAUAGCAGAUGAACUUCAACUCGAUUGUAAUAAACAAAUUGUCAAGUCUCUGCAAGAUAUUUCCAGUGAUGUUCGAACUGCGGCAGUUCGAUACGCACCUCUAUUGACGGAAGACAAUAUAUCAGCUUUUAUUUUAGCAGUCUGUACUGAAAGCAAUGAAAAUGUUCGUCGUCUGGGUUAUAGUCGCAUUGCAUGUAAUCUACACGUACGCUCUCUUACUGUUGAACAGCGCAUGCAGCUACUUCGAACAGGAUUGGCUACGGAUGAUGUAGUGCUGCGGAAGAUUAUGGAACGAAUGCUUGUAAGCUGGGUUGGUGAAGAUGGAGUGCCUCUGCUUAAUCUUGUGGAGCAACUUGAUUUCCUUUCUGAUCCAGGAACAACCCAGCAAACUUUAACCAUGUUUCUGAAACGUUACCAACAACAGUCGAAAUAUUCUCGGACCAGCGAAAUGGUUAAGAACAUUCGAGAAAUGUGUAGUGCAGUGCAAACAGCCAUUAGUGAAAACAGACAGUUUACACUCUUGAAUUCUUCAAUACUCGACAAACGAAAUUAUGCAUCUUCAUGUCGCAGAGGCAACUUAUAUCAAGUAGCCGGUCUCAUAUUUACUUGGAGAACUCUCUGUGAACACUGCAGAAUGCAUGCUGUUGAUGAAAGUGAUCGAUGCGAAUCAUUGCAUAUUCUAUUACCAGAUUUGGUUGAAUUCGUCGAGUUUCUCUAUGAAGUUCUGACAAACUGGGCAUCCACUGAAAAUUCAACACAAGGAAUGUUUGAAGAAUUCAUCGUUUAUGAACUGUGCUUAUUAACGCGCUCAUUUGAUCAAACGGAUAAAGUUGGAAUGGAACGAUGGAGAGAUUUGCUAGAAACAAUUAUCUCAACUCGAGAGUUGCCAAAUUCAGGAAAAAUUUUGCACUUUGCUGUAUGCGAGCUGUACAAACUGUUCUACCAAGAGGAUGAAAAACUGAAGGAAUUUAUUGAAUGGUGUUGUUAUCGCUUGAAUAGUUUUUUAACUCCCGAUCUCAAUGAAACCGAAGAGUUGCCUAUUAUUAAAGCAUUAUUGGAAAAGCGUAGAAUGAAUUGUAUUACGUCAUCUGUGUCUGCUAAUGAAGAUAGCAAGGAUGAGUUAGCUCGUCACGGCAUGAAACGAGCACUGCUAUUUCUUCAUGCAGUAAUGCAGACUUUUUGUAAUACCAAAAUGACUACUUUUUUGCGAGCUGCAUUUGAUCAAGUGGUUGAUACUUAUUGUUCAAGCCCUGAACCAGUCAUUUGGCCCUUGCUUUGUGAAGUAAUAGGAACUGGUGUUUUAAAUGAUACACAAAUUGCUCGUGAAAGAAUUCACAUGUUGCGCUCAGUUAUUGAGGUGGAUGUAGCACCGUCAUCUGUUAAGGCAGUAGCUCUUAAAUUUGUUGCUUUGUCGGCUAAGAUGAGAGGUUUAACGGCAGUUGCGCAGUUGUAUUAUCAAGAUGCUAAAUGCAGUGAUGUCAAAAAAGGACGGAUGCUUUUGCGUGUAUUUGAAAAGUUGGUAUUCAACGAGGAUGAAAAACUUAGUCAUAUGGCCGUUGAGUGCUUGAUCGAAAUUCUAUGUGAUACAUGCAGUAUUUUUCCAUCUGCGCUAGCUUUUCUCCUAAUACGCUACUUUGAUAAUGCAUGCCAACCGUAUCCUUAUACAUCUUUGAACACUUUUUUUAAUGCUUACACGUCAAGUAGUACUAAUCAGCACAAGCUAGUGGGUGCACUAAGAAAUGCUUUGGAAAAAUUAGAUGAAGCAGAAAACAGUGAAAUAUUUGCGCAUGUUGAUGUAAAGAAAAUGAUGAAUUUUGUGGCAUCAUCAAGCAAAAGUGUAUCGACUAGCGCGAAGCAAAAUAGAAUACGGUUUGAAGGAACUUACUCGCCUCAUUUCUUUGUCAUAUCUACUUUCUUAGAUUGGGUGGUUAAUCAUGCUGAAAGUGCCCUAACAGAAGCAUGCAUAGGAGCCCUGGCACUUACAGUGCCAGAAGAAUUUAGUCACAACAACAAAGCACGUCGUUAUAUCCUGAAAAUGGUUGUACGGUGCAUAAAUGUUUUAAUGUCGUGUGAAUUGGAUAAAUUGAUACCAUUGGUCCGAAGAUUUCAAAAACGUCUCGAGCAGAAAGAAGGAAAUGAAGACGUAAUACAGAAAGUGAAUGUUUGA